Molecule: messenger RNA, 777 nt
Organism: Babesia microti strain RI
Lineage: Eukaryota; Apicomplexa; Aconoidasida; Piroplasmida; Babesiidae
Exons: 1
Coding region: 1-777 (258 amino acids)
Source: RefSeq, a predicted model, not a curated record
AUGGAUGGAUUUAAGGAUACGUUGUGUAGAAUUGAUGAAAAAAAUGUAGAAAAUUUAUCACAAAUCAAAAAUGCAUUAGUGGAGAUUUUAAAAAGACACUACAACGACAAUAUCGACACAUUGGAUUUAUGUAAGCCAUUUAAAGAGUUUCGUCUGAACGAAAUAUAUAAAUUGCAGGGGGAAAAGAUAGAACUUUUGAAGAAGAUAAAAAAGAGAAAGUUGAAUAAGAGCGAAGAGGAGUUGGUCCGUCGUUUGAUGAGUGAGGUUCAGGAAUAUGAAGGGGGCUAUUCUUUAAAGGAUAAAGCGAAAGCUACUAGAGAUAUUGCAAAAUUAUUGAAAAAACAAUUGCAAAGAGAUAAUUCAAUAAGUUCAUUAAAUACAAACUUCUCGUUUCAAGAAUCUCCAAAUCAUCUCAAAUUACCAGCAGUAAAUCCAGGAUCUAUAAAUAGCGAUCAAAGAAAGCAUCAUUCAAUUGAUUACUCAAAAACUAUAAGACCUGGUAUUUGUGCUGUACCACAAGGGCCGACAUCAAAGGCUUUAAACGCUAUUCCAUCGCUAUCACAAAUGCAGACAACAGAUACUUUCCCACAUCCUAAAUUGCCUACUAUGAGUCUAGUAAAAUCUCAUCCACAUCAUAACUCACAUAUGUACGCAAAUGAACAAUCUAGACGUGUACCAUACCCAUGUAUUAACAUCGAAAGAUCGAAAUUUCCUAUGGAGCGUUCACCUAUACCACCGAUUCCAGAUAAUUCAUUCCCUUAUAUCCAUCUGAAAUGA